This is a messenger RNA of Cercopithifilaria johnstoni, 879 nucleotides long. The record is from the annotation of a GenBank genome assembly. Lineage: Eukaryota; Metazoa; Nematoda; Chromadorea; Rhabditida; Onchocercidae.
AUGAAAAAUUACGAAAAGUUAGAGAAAAUUGGAGAAGGCACGUAUGGAACUGUUUUUAAAGCCAAGAAUUGUGAUACUCAAGAGAUUGUGGCGAUGAAAUGUGUACGUUUAGAUGAUGAUGAUGAGGGUGUUCCAAGUUCAGCAUUGCGCGAAAUAUGUUUACUGAAAGAGCUUAAACAUGAGAAUAUCGUGCGAUUAUAUGAUGUUGUCCACAGUGAGCGUAAGCUUACUUUAGUUUUUGAAUAUUGUGAUCAAGAUUUAAAAAAGUAUUUCGAUUCAUGCAAUGGUGAAAUCGAUCAACAGGUAGUAAAAUCACUUAUGCAUCAGUUGUUAUGUGGAUUAGCCUUCUGUCAUUCACACAAUGUCCUUCAUCGUGAUCUAAAACCCCAGAAUUUACUGAUAAAUACUAAUAUGCAGUUGAAAUUGGCAGAUUUCGGAUUGGCACGGGCAUUCGGCAUACCUGUAAGAUGCUAUAGCGCCGAGGUUGUCACAUUGUGGUAUCGACCUCCUGAUGUCCUCUUUGGUGCAAAACUUUACAAUACUUCAAUUGAUAUGUGGUCUGCUGGAUGCAUCUUUGCUGAAAUUUCGAACGCUGGAAGGCCACUUUUCCCAGGUGCUGAUGUUGAUGAUCAACUGAAGAGGAUUUUCAAAAUGCUUGGUACUCCGACGGAUGCUACAUGGCCAGGUCUAUCGCAGCUUCCGGAGUUCAAGCCGAUGCCCGUAUAUCAUCCUUCUCUUACAAUUGGACAAGUGGUACCCAAUCUUUCCGCUCGCGGACGCGACUUGCUUCAGCGGCUCCUGAUUUGUAACCCAUCUCAUCGUAUUGAUGCCGAAGUAGCAUUACGUCAUGAAUACUUCAGCGAUAUUAGAGACUGCUAA